GGAAUCCCCGGAUGCCGAGGUGGGCUGCCCGGAGGUGGAUGAGGACGGGUUCACCGUGCGCCCCGACGUCGCCCACACCGAGGCGGAGAACCACGUCUGCUCCUCCAGCGACUCCGACUACGACGAGGACGAGCCCCGCAAGUUUUACGUCCACAUCAAACCCGUGCAGCCCCGGGAGGCGGACGGCAGCGCCGAGGCCACCAUGGAGCAGCUCAAGGCCACCGUGGGCAACCUCAUCCUGCCCCCCAGCAUCGGGCUGUCGCGGGGUCCCAGCCCCGUGGUGCUGGGCUCGCAGGACGCGCUCCCCGUGGCCACCGCCUUCACCGAAUACGUCCACGCGUACUUCAAGGGGCGUGACGCCGACAGCUGCCUGGUGAAGGUGACGGGGGAGCUCACCAUGUCCUUCCCCGCCGGCAUCGUCCGUGUCUUCAGCGGGAGCAUGGCCCCCCCCGUGCUCAGCUUCCGCCUGCUCAACGCCGGCGCCAUCGAGCAGUUCCUGCCCAACGCCGAGCUGCUCUACAGCGACCCCUCCCAGAGCGACCCCAGCACCAAGGAUUUUUGGCUGAACAUGGCAGCGCUGACCGGGCACCUGCAGAAGCAAGCAGAGCAGAGUCCGGCCGCCUCCUACUACAACGUGGCUCUGCUCAAGUACCAGAGCACAUCCCUGCGGUCCCACAGGCUGGAGCUUUUCCUCCCGCCUCGGGUUCCAUCCAUCACUGCCCCAUGCGUGGCCAACGCCUCGGUGGUCAACAUUCCUGACUUCGCCAGACUGCCCCACCACGUGCAGGACUUCAUGCGGUACCAGCACUGCCGGUCAUUCCCAGCACUGCUCAACCUCCCCAGCAAGUGCGGGGAGCCCGAGGGGUCCUCCAACGUCUUCCUCCUCUUGGCCAUCAAGUCAUCACCAGUGAGCUACGAGUGGUGGGAGGUGAUCCGCAAGACCUGGGGGCAGGAGAAGUCCUUCAAAGGAGCCUUCAUCCGCCAGGUCUUCCUCGUGGGGGUGUCCCCUGCUGCCCAGGAUGCCAAGAAGCUCAACCAGCUGCUGCGGCUGGAGCACCUGGAGCACGGGGACGUGCUGCAGUGGGACUUCAAGGACACCUUCUUCAACCUGACGCUGAAGCAGGCGCUCUUCCACGCCUGGCUGGAGGAGCACUGCCCCGGCGUCCGCUUCAUCUUCAAUGGGGACGAUGUCUUUGUCAACAUGGACAAUGUCAUCCGCUUUGUGAUGACCACCCAGGAGCAGCACCUCAUGGUGCGGCACCUCUUCAUUGACAACAGACCUGUCCGGUUCCAGCAGAGCAAGUACUUCGUGCCCACGCAGCUCCUGGCUGCCAACCGCUACCCACCCUGCUGCGGUGGCGGCGGGAUGCUCAUGUCCGGCUUCACCGCCCGCGUCACCUCCCGGGAAUCGCAGGGCAUCAGGCUCUUCCCCAUUGACGACAUCUACCUGGGCAUGUGCUUGGAGAAGGUAGGGCUCCUGCCCGCUUCCCAUGCCGGCAUCUGAACUACGGGCGUGGGGGGGCCGGCCAACACCGACCCCUUCGGUCCUUGCUACUACCAGGAGCUGCUGCUGGUGCCCCGCUUCGUGCCCUGUGAGAUCGCGGUGAUGUGGCAGGCCAUCCACGAGCCCCAGCUCGCCUCGAGCCUGGGGGCCAGCUCCACAAAGGCGGGUCUGGUGCUGGGGGCGAAAGCCCAGCAGCUCGUCAUCAGCGUGUAG
This is a messenger RNA of Egretta garzetta (little egret), 1717 nucleotides long. Its product is annotated as N-acetyllactosaminide beta-1,3-N-acetylglucosaminyltransferase 3. The annotation marks the transcript as partial. Lineage: Eukaryota; Metazoa; Chordata; Aves; Pelecaniformes; Ardeidae. Gene Ontology annotation, cellular component: membrane. The record is from RefSeq and is a predicted model, not a curated record. The transcript has 9 exons. Gene Ontology annotation, molecular function: hexosyltransferase activity.